This is a messenger RNA of Vespa mandarinia (Asian giant hornet), 1739 nucleotides long. RefSeq names its product Histone H2A variant (gene His2Av). Gene Ontology annotation, cellular component: nucleosome. Gene Ontology annotation, molecular function: structural constituent of chromatin; DNA binding; protein heterodimerization activity. NCBI's taxonomy places the organism in Eukaryota, Metazoa, Arthropoda, Insecta, Hymenoptera, Vespidae. The record is from RefSeq and is a predicted model, not a curated record.
AUCUAUAUCGCAUUGCUAUUGGUUGUAAAUGGUCACGUGAGUAGACCGCGGGACGCGGCAGCAGCGCCAAGCGUAUUUGGCGGGAUCGUGCUUAGACGGCGUCGUCUGUGCUCCCCGCAAGUCUGUCGUGUAGCGAACCGCAAAGGCUCUCCUAGCAUAAUGGCUGGUGGAAAGGCGGGCAAGGACUCUGGCAAAGCGAAGGCAAAGGCGGUCUCUCGUUCGGCGAGGGCUGGCUUGCAGUUUCCUGUAGGUAGAAUACAUCGACAUUUGAAAAACAGGACUACCAGUCAUGGUCGGGUUGGUGCAACGGCUGCAGUAUACAGCGCAGCUAUCUUAGAAUAUCUGACAGCCGAGGUCUUGGAAUUGGCAGGAAAUGCGUCUAAAGAUUUGAAAGUUAAACGUAUAACUCCAAGACAUUUGCAACUUGCUAUUCGAGGUGACGAAGAACUAGACAGUCUCAUUAAAGCUACUAUAGCAGGAGGAGGUGUUAUUCCACAUAUCCAUAAAUCACUGAUCGGCAAGAAAGGUUCUCAAAAGCCAGCAUAAUUUAGUGACGAUUGAAGAACUAUUUGAGAGAUAAGUAGACAAAACAGAUGUAAAGUGGCAGUGAUUGUUGACAAAGUGUACCUACGUUAUUAAACUAAAUGGAGAGACUGGAGUGAUGAUAUAUAUGUAUAUGGCUACAUAUAUAUAUGUAUACAUAUAUAUAUUUAUAUAUAAAUAUAAAUGAAACAAAUAUUGAUAUAAUUUAAUAUAGAUAACGAAGAGAUAAAGGAAAGACAAACGUUAAAAGCGUAAUUUGACGAUUGGGAAGGAAUAGGGGAUGAUUUUGUUGGAGAUGAAAAUUCCUAGUGUGCAUAUAACGUGGCGAUUAAUCGAAGAGCAAUGUGUUAUAGCAUCGCUCGCUCGAAACGAUAGCGUUUGUUGCUUCGCCGAUAAUGUAUAUUUUAAAUGAAAGGUUGAAAACGCUUCAUUGUUCACACACACAUUUAUUUUACAUACGUAAUUAUUAUAUCUAAUUUUGUUUUUCGGCCACCCUUAACUAUAUUCGCGUUUUUGUUAAACUUUAUUCUUUCUUUUCAUUUUCUUUCUUUUCUUUUUUUUAAAUAAUCGACGAACAUUUCUCCGUCGUUUGAUAAUCAUUCAUUUUCGAUAGUGUGUGCGUGUCGAAAUUGUCUGAGAAAUAGUCAUUUCCAAUCUCAAUAAGAUUUCAUCGAAGUCACAUAUUGUGUAAUAAUAAAUCUUACAUACACCUAAGUCUUUAUAGGUACUAUAGUAAUUAAUGAGAGAUUACAGGAGAUAUAUAUAACAAUUGUCAUUAAGAAAGAGAGAGGAUUAUUAUAGUUAGACAAAGACGAUCGAAACAAGAUUUUAAUUUUUCUAAACUAUUUAUAUUUCAAAGAGUCUAUUUUGUGUUAAUUGCACUAUGUGAUCAUUUUAAUGCUUCCGAUCUUUAGAAUUUGUUUUCAAAUUUUUUGGAUGAUGUAUUUUAGUUAUUGUGAUGAUAAUUAAAAAAUAUUUCUAAUUGAUGUCUUUCAAUCUAUUAAGCAGUAGAAACAUAAGAAAUUUGUGAGUAUAUAAUAUUACUUAUUAACAUAAUUAAUAAUGAUAUUAUAUAAUGUAUAAUAUAAAAUAUUGUAAGAUCGGAAACUUUAGAAAUUGAUCUCAUCGUGAAUAUAAUAUUAUUUCAGUUGCAGCAAAUUCUCAAAAAAUAUAUGGGUGAAAAUUUGUAUCAAAAA